Messenger RNA from Talpa occidentalis (Iberian mole), 1513 nucleotides. RefSeq names its product tumor protein p53 inducible protein 13 (gene TP53I13). Lineage: Eukaryota; Metazoa; Chordata; Mammalia; Eulipotyphla; Talpidae. The transcript is spliced from 7 exons. The record is from RefSeq and is a predicted model, not a curated record. Gene Ontology annotation, cellular component: cytoplasm. The coding region runs from base 18 to 1181 and encodes 387 amino acids.
GCCCGGGGCCGGGCGGGAUGGCGCUUCCUCCUCCCCGGCUGCUUCUCUUGGCAGCGGCGGCGGGACUCCUGGCUCCUCGUGAGGUGGCAGCCGAACCGGUGGAGGAGGCUGAAGCCCACUGCCCUGAGGGCCCGUGGCCUCUGCCCCCACAGGUGUCGCCAAGAGUGACCUACACACGGAUGAGCCAAGAGAAGGCUGAGAAUGCCAGCUUCCUCUACCAUCCUUGUGCCCACCCCUGGCUAAAGCUCCAGCUUGCUCUCCUGGCCCACAUUUUUGUGGCCCAGCCCUCACUGACCCCCGACCCCAGCCUCAGUCAGGAUCGGCCCCUGAUGCUGGCAGCAUGGGGGGUGGCGCUGGAGAUGGCAUGGGUAGAGCCAGCUUGGGUUGCCCACUGGCUGAAGAGGUGGCGGCGGAGGAAGAAGGCAUGGUCCCACUCUGACAGCCUUUCUGGGUCCUCUCGCUUGGUACCAGCCCGGGGCAGAAGGAAGCUGUGCGGAAGAGGGUGUGUGCAGGUCCCAGCUUUGGCCUUUACUUUGCGGAGCUGGCGGCCCCCAGGCACAGAGGUGCCCUCUAGAAGGCCCUGGCAGCUUUUUCCUGGUGGUGCCAAGAGGCGUGGGCUGCGGGCUGCCCUUGGUUUCCAGCCCACCCCCUCAGCCUUGAGAGUCCCCUCUGCUUCCCCACGGAGUUUGGAGGACAAGCAGCCCAUGUUGGGAGCUCCAGGUGAAGGGAGUAAUGCCCCAUUUGUGCCCACUGCCCCCCUGCUGCCUGGGGGACAUAGAGGCAAUUCCAGUUCCAGGACAGAGACUCAGGUGCUCAAAGGGCAAAGCAGCUCGGGGGGCUGUGCCUGUCCAAGUCAGGCUUCCCCGGCCCCUCGGGCAGCUGCGCCUCCUCGGGUAGCCCGGGGCCCCACCCCACGCACAGAAGAGGCAGCCUGGGCUGCCAUGGCCCUGACCUUCCUGUUGGUGCUGCUCACACUGGCCACGCUCUGUACACGCCUACACCGAAACUUCAGACGUGGGGAGAGCAUCUACUGGGGACCCACAGCAGACAGUCAAGACACAGUGGCAGCUGUGCUGAAACGGAGGCUGCUGUUGCCGCCGCGCAGGGUCAAGCGCUCCCGCGGGAAACCCCUCCUCCCCCCGACGCCAGACAGCGGCCCGGAUGGGGACAGCUCCGACUGACCUGCCCCAGCCCUGCCACUGUGGCAGGUUUGGCUCCUCCUCCCGGCCCGGCUGCCGGGACCUCUGCCACGUGGACUGCGUGCAGGGCCGCCCCCUGGCGGCGGGAUGGAGCGUCGCCAAGGUGUGGGUUGCCAGGAGGGGUGGCCAAGGAGAGGGAAAAAAGCUGUCCCACCGUCCCUUGCCCAAAUUCCCGUUAUUUCUAAUUAAAUUAUUUUAGUAGAGCCAGGAGUUGAGCCUCUGCCUCUGCCACACAGACACACUCCCACCCAGGACACUGUCCUAGGCCAUUUAAGUUGUUUGAAGUUGGGGUUUUAUAAAAACUAGUUGGCACC